AUGAAUUACUCACGGCCACCUUCGCGCGACUCUUGGUUCUCGCCGGUCUCGGUCGAUCUCUUGCUCAAGGUCCUCAAUAUCACCCUCUUCCAUCCAUUUAUUGCAUGGCUCCUCCCGCUAUGCCUUCGCGCCCGCCACAUGGAAUACGAAGAAACCCCGAUGCGAGUCACAAUAGCAUGGGCCAUAGUGGUUACGUUCCUUUGGCUGCUGAACAAGUUCAGCCAUAAGCUAGCCUAUGGCAUGCACCGCGAGGUCGACCUCAGCGAAGAGGUUAUUGUCAUCACCGGCGGCGCCAGCGGGCUAGGUCUGCUCAUUGCCGAGGUGUACGGAAUGCGUGGAGCCACAGUUGCCGUCCUGGACGUGGCUGAGCUGGAAAGCACAGAUGUGAGGGGCAUCACGUACUACAAAUGUGAUAUUACCGACAAGGAGCAGAUUUCUCGUGUCCGCAAGGAGAUUGAGCGUGACCUGGGCCUACCGACGGUCCUGAUUAACAACGCGGCCGAGGUGGUGGGCAAGAAGCUGCUCGAAGUGGACAUUGAAGAGAUUGAGCGCAGCUUGAAGACAAAUCUCCUCAGUCACUUCUACACCAUCAAGGAGUUCCUCCCCGGUAUGCUCCGGAGUGAGGUCGGAGGCACCAUUGUCACUGUAUCCAGCGUCAUCGGCCACCUGGGUGCCGCACGGCUGAGUGAUUACGCUGCCGCCAAGGCCGGUGUGACUGCGCUGCACAAGUCUCUUGCUGCAGAAUUGCAGGAGUACCCGGAGAUCAAGACCAUUAUCGUAACUCCUGGCCAGCUCAGCACGCCCCUGUUUUAUGGUGUACAGUCACCCAACUCGUUCAUCGCUCCAGUCGUCGAACCAGUCGAUGUAGCAAAGGAGGUAAUCGCGGCAAUCGAUUUGGGAGUCAGCGACCAUAUCGGCGCCCCAUUGUAUGCUCGAUGGAUCGACUGGUACAAUGUCUUGCCUGUAGGCCUACAAAGAAUUGCACGCAACAUUUCGGGCAUUGAUAGAAGUAUGCAAGCGUUCGUUGGACGCCGAGGCGAUUCGCUUAGCGAAAAGAAUGGAGCAGCGAGGUGA
Pestalotiopsis fici W106-1 is the source of this 1074-nucleotide messenger RNA. RefSeq lists its product as uncharacterized. The record is from RefSeq and is a predicted model, not a curated record. Gene Ontology annotation, molecular function: oxidoreductase activity, acting on the CH-OH group of donors, NAD or NADP as acceptor. Bases 1 to 1074 code for a protein of 357 amino acids. The transcript has a single exon. Lineage: Eukaryota; Fungi; Ascomycota; Sordariomycetes; Amphisphaeriales; Sporocadaceae.